Messenger RNA from Ceratina calcarata, 306 nucleotides. RefSeq names its product zinc carboxypeptidase-like. Gene Ontology annotation, biological process: proteolysis. The record is from RefSeq and is a predicted model, not a curated record. The transcript has a single exon. The annotation marks the transcript as partial. Lineage: Eukaryota; Metazoa; Arthropoda; Insecta; Hymenoptera; Apidae. Gene Ontology annotation, molecular function: zinc ion binding; metallocarboxypeptidase activity.
AUUUACAGUUGGCUAGAUUCCCUCGCAGCUCAGAAUCCUAAUAUCGUGAAACCAAUAACGGGUGGAAGGAGUUAUGAGGGGAGAAGCAUCAGAGGCGUGAAACUUUCCUAUAAGGAAGGAAAUCCUGGUAUAUUUAUCGAGGGUGGUAUACACGCUAGGGAGUGGAUUUCACCAGCUGUUGUCACCUACAUCCUCAACGAAUUGAUACUCAGCGACGAUCCCCGCGUCAGAUAUAUGGCUGAGUCGUACGACUGGUACAUAUUCCCUGUAUUCAAUCCCGAUGGUUACGAAUACACGCACACCAAG